Episyrphus balteatus (marmalade hoverfly) is the source of this 3099-nucleotide messenger RNA. Its product is annotated as cysteine-rich secretory protein LCCL domain-containing 2. Gene Ontology annotation, cellular component: extracellular region. The record is from RefSeq and is a predicted model, not a curated record. The coding region runs from base 407 to 1648 and encodes 413 amino acids. The transcript has 5 exons. Lineage: Eukaryota; Metazoa; Arthropoda; Insecta; Diptera; Syrphidae.
UUCAAGUCUAGCUGACUGGAUAUCAAUGCGGAGAAGUUGAGUUAAGUAUAUUUAUGUAUUUACUCUUAAGUCAUCGCGUCGAGCUAAGACAAUUUGAAGUCUUGAGUUUAGUGAAAUAAAAAUACAAAUUUAAUGUACUAAAUUGUGAAUUAAUUGUAUUAUUUAUGUUUUAAAUAAAAAAAAAAAACAUAAAAGUUUCAAGAACACAAGAAAUUCAUUGAAGGAGUGUCGUCGGUCGCCGUGUUUAAAUGUUUUUCAAAAGAACUAUUCUCAUUGUUUGUUUAUUUGUAAAUAUAUACUACCAACAAGUGUACAACAUAUAAACAUAAUAUUGUGUUUGUGUGAAAUAAAGAUAACGGAUCUUUCUUAAAAAGUAACAAACUAGCAUAAAAAUAUCUUAAUUUUUAUGAGUAACAUUCUACGUAAAAUGACAAAAUCAGUUCAACAAAAAUAUCUGCAAGCUAUUGUCUUCCUUGUAUCUUGUUGCAGUACAGCAUUAUCCUGUCAUGGAACAUUAAGAGCUUCAGGCAUCACAGCAGACGAAAAGAAAAUUAUCCUACAAGAACACAAUAAAUUAAGACAACUUGUAGCAACAGGUGGUUUUCCUGGUCAGCCAGCCGCAGAAAAUAUGCAAGAAAUUGUUUGGGAUGAUGAACUAGCAGCUCGCGCGCAGGAGUGGGCUAAUAAUUGUGAAUUUAGACAUGAUCCAAAUAGGACAAUAAAACGCUUUACUAUGGGACAAAAUUUAGCAGUUAUUUGGAGUACAGCCCCGCUAGAACCCGAUGAUGGUGACUUUCCUUCGCGCAUUAACAAUUGGUUCAAUGAAGUUCAGAAAUAUUCGUUUGGCGCUUCUUGGUCACCCAAAACUGGUCAUUACUCACAGCUUGUUUGGGGGGAAACAAAUUUAAUUGGAUGUGGUUACUCUGAAUAUAAGGAUAGAGCAAAAUACAACAAACUAUACGUGUGUAAUUAUGGUCCAGGUGGAAAUGUCGUGGGUUAUAAUCCCUAUGAAAUUGGAAAACCAUCUUGUAAGAAUUACGGAAUGGAUCCAUCGCCACGCUAUAGAGGUCUUUGUAUGGAUCCAACCCUUACCCCACUUGGUGAAGAAUUCUUUAAGAAAAUUGAAACGUAUGAAUACAAGCAAAACACAUUUAACACCAAAACAUCGUUCACAAGUUCACGAUCUAAUAACCAACAACCCCAACAGGCGGAAAUCCAACAGCAACAACCUGCCAUCCCUGAGAAGCAACCAAGUAGCAUACCAGCCAUCCUAUCGUCCUUCUUUCAGCACGAACCAGUUCAACCGAAAAUCGUUCCCACGAAUUCCCAAUUACAACAAGAAACUCAAAGCCAUUUACCCUUCAUCAAAAAUCCCAUUAGUGAUCAAUCAAUUUUGAAAGCAAUUUUAAGCCCAACUUCUCAUUCAUCUGAAGAGAGAACAUCGCAACUUCAGCAGAAACCACAUCAACAAAUAGAAAACAAGCAACAACCAUCGCAGCUGAAGCAGGAAGAACCUCAGUACCAGCAUCAACAACAUCAACUGCCACAACAACAACAACUUCAAGAUGAAGCGCCUGAUACUAAUCUAAACGAAAUUAUGUCAAGGACUCCAAAGGCACGUUGGAGCCUUCUAACGUGGCGUGGCUAAAUUUUAGUUGUUUUUUUUUAACUAAAAUUUAUCAAAAAGAGUAUUAUUACAUUAAUUGAAGCUUAGAGUAAAAAAUCAUUCUUGAGUUCAUAACAACUGGGAUGAGAACAGUAACUGACUCAUCAUAAAUGCUAUGCAAUUUUUUUAUACUUUGUUCAUUUCAUUCAACCUCAUUUUAAAUAUAUUGUAUAAACUCAUUUAAGAGUUGAACAGAAUGCGUUGCUAGUCGAUCAGCGACUAAAAUGACAUAUGUCAAAAAAAAAACUCGCUCUCCAAGACGGUGCUUACAUUGGCCUCACUUUGCCGAUUCAUUUUGAGAGUUAUGUGAUUCCGAAGAUUUUAAAUGUGCAAGUGAGAAAGCAACACAUACUAAGUGUCAAAAUCAAUCGGCGGAGUGAGGCCAAUGUGAACACCGUCCAAAAUCGCUGAAGAAUGAGUAAAAAGAAUGCAGUCACGCGACGAGCUGUCAAAUAACGUAUACAAAAAUGACUAUAAGAAAUCGUUUUUUCCUACAAGGCAAAAUUUAGUGUAGUUAUGUUUUUUUAAUUUUUAAGCUCGUUGCGUGACAAAGUUGAAAACUUUUGAGCAAAUCGCUGAGCGACGAACGACUGCAUUCUGUUUCCCAUGAGUAACUUCAAUACAAAUUUCUCAUUUUUGAAACCUGUCAUUUUAGUCGCUGAGCGACGAGCGACACAUUCUGUUCAGUUCUUGAGGUACCUACAACAGUCGGGAUUUACAUUUGACGAUUUUUCCAAAACCCUUUAUUGUGAGAGGUUUCGUCUUCUAAUACCAAAGGUAAUACUAUAAGCGUUUUAAUUAAAGAAAAUACAAUUCAUCAAUAUCUAUUUCCAUGAAAUGUAAUAUGUUUGACAAAACGCAUGGACCACUGCAGGAGCCAUAAUUUCAUUUGGUUCUGCUGUUAUUUUAGAUUGCAAACCUGCGCAAUAUAACACUUCUAGUACAUAUAAAAUACCAAAUUAAAAUACGCACUGGAAUAAUUUGUACAGUAACCUUAUACAUCAUACAACUGGCAGUUCUGAUUUUUGGCAGAGUUGACAAGGUUACUGGACUUUAGUCAGGUUACUGGACUAAAUCGUCGAACGUAAAUGAUGACUUACCUUAGAGAAUGUACAUACAUAUGUAGCUAGACAACAAUUUUAGAAAAAAAGAUACACAUAAGACUUUUAAAACUUUUAUCUUGAGUUUAUAAGAAGACUAUCUAAAACAUUAGGUUGAGCUUAAAAAUACUAAAUAAAAAUGUGGAGAACGAAAAUGUUUUGAUUUACAUGAUUAACCUUUCCUGUUUACUUUUAGUCUCAAACUCUUUUUUGACAGGAAUGGAGAGGACCUACAAUAGCCUAUCGAAUACGAACACGAACGGGUAAAACGAGACGCAAUAUCUAGUGACAGGAGACACAAUUGGAGGCCUUGUAAAUUAUUUUCAAGAGGGA